GAAAACCAUCAUAUAGUAUAUAAACAUCUUGAAGCGAUGAGAGUUUAAACCUGACCUAUUUAAAAGAAAAGCUACAACUAUGAAAUAAAAAGACUGUAUAGGGAUUUCAAUGUUAACAGUGUUCUAAAGUGAUUUCAAUUAUCUAGAUAAUUAUUUUCCAAAAGUUAAACAUGUCACAAGAAGUAGAAGAAGAGGAACGCUUGCAGAAGUUCGGUUUAAGAAUUUAUAAAGGAGUAGUUACGUUUAAAGAUGCCAAUCAUCAGGUAGAUGAAAUUGAAGAAAUGGAAACAAGAGACGAUGAUAUAUGGGUCUGUACCUUCCCGAGAUCAGGAACUACCUUAACACAAGAGAUGGUUUACCUCGUACAAACUUUAGAUUUUGAAACGGCAAACACAGUACACCUAGAUUCCAGAUUUCCACAAGCUGAACUUCACGACGAGAGGUUUCCGUACUUUAAAGGACUAAGAGAUAUUGAACAGAGAAAAUCUCCUCGCAUGAUUAAAUCACACCUUCACUAUUCACUUUUACCGAAACAACUUAAAGAAGGAAAAGGCAGGAUUAUAUACGUAUGCAGAAAUCCAAAGGACGUAAUUAUAUCAUAUUUUCGAUGGAUUGAGUGGGUGGGCUUUGCUGGAGAACGAGAUAACACAUUAGAUAAAUGUUUGAACAACAUCGUCAAUGGAACAGAAUACGCCUGUCCCUGGCCAAGGCACCUGCUGGAAUACUGGGAAAGAAGAAAUGAUAAGAAUGUAUUGUUUUUGAGAUUCGAAGAUAUUGUAGCGGUAAUCCGAUUCGCCUUUUUCAUUAUUUAAUCUAUAAUAUUA
Ruditapes philippinarum (Manila clam) is the source of this 824-nucleotide messenger RNA. RefSeq names its product sulfotransferase 4A1-like. The coding region runs from base 171 to 812 and encodes 213 amino acids. Gene Ontology annotation, molecular function: sulfotransferase activity. Gene Ontology annotation, biological process: sulfation. Gene Ontology annotation, cellular component: cytoplasm. The record is from RefSeq and is a predicted model, not a curated record. The transcript has 5 exons. NCBI's taxonomy places the organism in Eukaryota, Metazoa, Mollusca, Bivalvia, Venerida, Veneridae.